Mirounga angustirostris (Northern elephant seal) is the source of this 2386-nucleotide messenger RNA. RefSeq names its product adipocyte plasma membrane associated protein (gene APMAP). Gene Ontology annotation, molecular function: arylesterase activity; strictosidine synthase activity. The coding region runs from base 283 to 1410 and encodes 375 amino acids. The transcript is spliced from 10 exons. The record is from RefSeq and is a predicted model, not a curated record. Gene Ontology annotation, biological process: biosynthetic process. Lineage: Eukaryota; Metazoa; Chordata; Mammalia; Carnivora; Phocidae. Gene Ontology annotation, cellular component: endomembrane system.
UGCUCCUUCCCGGUUAGUGACGGGGUUAGGGGCUGUGGCGCUCGCACCAUGAGCGAGGCGGACGGGCUGCGGCAGCGCCGGCCGCUGCGGCCGCAGGUCGUCACGGACGAUGGCCAGGCCCCCGAGGCCAAGGACGGCAGGACUGAAGAGUAAGGAAGGCAAGGUGGAGAGACAGAUGGGGCCAUCAUAAAGUUGUGGUCAUGAGGAGUCAGGAAUCAGCAUUUUCUUCUCAUCCCUCCCCUUGGCUCCUUUAGUGGCCGUGUGUUCCGAGUGACCUUCGUGAUGCUGGCUGUCUCCCUCACCGUUCCCCUGCUUGGAGCCAUGCUGCUGCUGGAUUCUCCCAUAGACCCACAGCCUCUCAGCUUCAAAGAACCCCCUCUCUUGCUUGGCGUUCUGCAACCAAAUACGAAGUUACAACAGGCGGAAAGGUUGUUUGAAAAUCAACUUAAUGGGCCAGAGUCCAUAGCAAAUAUUGGGGAUGUGAUGUUUACUGGUACGGCAGAUGGCCGGAUCGUAAAACUUGAAAAUGGUGAAAUAGAGACCAUCGCCCAGUUUGGUUCAGGCCCAUGCAAAACUCGAGAUGAUGAGCCUGCUUGUGGGAGGCCCCUGGGCAUCCGGGUGGGGCCCAAUGGAACCCUUUUUGUGGCUGAUGCGUAUAAGGGACUAUUUGAAGUAAAUCCCUGGAAACGUGAAGUGAAACUGCUGAUCUCCUCUGAGACACCCAUUGAGGGGAGGAAAAUGUCCUUUGUGAAUGAUCUUACAAUAACUCAGGAUGGGAGGAAGAUUUAUUUUACGGAUUCUAGCAGCAAAUGGCAGAGACGAGAUUAUCUGCUUCUGGUUAUGGAGGGAACGGAUGAUGGGCGCCUACUAGAGUAUGACACGGAGACCAAGGAAGUGAAGGUUUUACUGGACCAGUUGCGGUUCCCUAAUGGAGUGCAGCUUUCUCCCGCGGAGGACUUUGUCCUGGUGGCCGAGACGACAAUGGCAAGGAUAAGAAGAUUCUACCUGUCGGGCCUGAUGAAGGGAGGGGCUGAUCUGUUCGUGGAGAACCUGCCUGGAUUUCCAGACAACAUCCGACCCAGCAGCUCUGGAGGGUACUGGGUCGGCAUGGCAACCAUUCGCUCCAACCCUGGGUUUUCUAUGUUGGAUUUCUUAUCUGAGAGACCCUAUAUUAAAAGAAUGAUUUUUAAGCUGUUUAGUCAGGAGACUGUGAUGAAGUUUGUACCACGGUACAGCCUCGUUCUAGAACUCAGCGACAGCGGAGCCUUCCGGAGAAGCUUGCACGAUCCUGAUGGGCAGGUGGCCUCCUACAUCAGCGAAGUGCAUGAGCACGACGGGCACCUGUACCUGGGCUCCUUCAGGGCCCCCUUCCUCUGCAGACUCAGCCUCCAGUCUGUUCAGCAGCCUUGACCGUGGCUGUGCCAGGAGUCCUCACACUGGGCACCACUGCUGGUCCAGGAGAUUCCGUGCACACAGCCUUUUUCACCUGCGCCUGCCGGUCCUUGGACAUGGACAUUGGAAGUGGACAGUGAGACCCUGUGAAUGUCUGGGGCCCUGUGGGAUACCCCUCACCUGGAUUUGACAUCUAGAGGGAAGCAUAACAUGCCACAGGGAAGAUAAGUCCAUGUUAUACCAUUUUCUCUUAAAAAACCUUUCUAAGUACAGUGAUUCUAUUCUCUAGGACUUAGGAGUCUUCAUACACUUAUAAUAGGCCUCAGGGUUUGGUGGAUAGAGCAGUAGAUGAGAUGUCCAGGGAUCUUGUUUUUGCUACUGGCUGUCUUGCCAGCCUCAGUAUCUUUACUAUAAAAUGUGGUAAUACCGGUCUCUGGGGGUGGGGCACAGGAGGGGCAAGGGGAGCUCAGUGCAAAAGUAUGUUGAGGCCAGUGAGUGGAGCUGUGUAAAUGGUAGAGCUGUAUUCUCCAGAGCUGUGUGGGCCAUGGGCCCUGGAUCCUGUGCGGUCCCUUCCAUAGCUCACACCCCCCAGCCUACGCCAGUUCAGCCCCACUCUGAACCAGAGGCUUUUCAAGACUCCUGAGUCCUCAUCAACCAUUUAAAGGCAAGGACCUGAGAAAGUGCACAGAAGCAUGUUGAUCCCAGCAGCUCAGAGAGGACCUGCGGGGCUUCUCUCUGUGAACAGACUGCAUCGAUGGAAUGAUCCAGCAGCUGGGUACUACAGGGCAGAAUCUAGGGGAGUCCUGUUGACACCCUUUUGUUCCUUACCUCUAGACUAGCAGACGAAGAGUGCAUAUGUUAAUAUCAUUUGCUAGGGUGUCACAAGCCCGAAAUUGCUGUAUAUCCCGACAAGUGUGUACACACUGGUCCUAAUUUUGUCAGAGGGACCCAUGUAGUAAUGAUAAUUAAAUUGACUUUCUGCUCAUUAACCUUU